Messenger RNA from Pristis pectinata (smalltooth sawfish), 1141 nucleotides. RefSeq names its product jun dimerization protein 2-like. The transcript is spliced from 2 exons. Bases 1 to 354 code for a protein of 117 amino acids. NCBI's taxonomy places the organism in Eukaryota, Metazoa, Chordata, Chondrichthyes, Rhinopristiformes, Pristidae. The record is from RefSeq and is a predicted model, not a curated record. Gene Ontology annotation, molecular function: RNA polymerase II cis-regulatory region sequence-specific DNA binding; DNA-binding transcription factor activity, RNA polymerase II-specific. Gene Ontology annotation, biological process: regulation of transcription by RNA polymerase II. Gene Ontology annotation, cellular component: nucleus.
AUGUCCGCGGUGCUGGCCGUGCCUGUGAGUGCCCCUGGGCCCGGCCGACCCCUGACCGACAGACGUUUCUGUCCCGACCCUCAGGGCGAGUGGGAGGACGACGAGCGGCGGAGGCGACGGAGGGAGAAGAACAAGGUGGCCGCAGCACGGUGUCGCAACAAGAAACGGGAGCGGACCGAGUUCCUGCAAAAGGAGUCCGAGCGGCUGGAGCUGAUGAACGGGGAGCUGAAGUCUCAGAUUGAGGAGCUGAAGCGGGAGCGCCAGGAACUGAUGUACCUGCUGAACCGGCACCGGCCCACGUGUAUCGUCCGGACGGACAGUGUCCGGAGCCCAGACCCGGUCCUGCUGCAGUGACUGACCCGUCCCGGGACAGCCCACCCACCGGGGUCUGUCUGCUGCCCAGCGCUGGCUGCUGGCUCAACGAGCUGCCCCGUGAAUGGUGUCAGUCACCCCGAGCCCUGGUGACCCAGGCUCCCGGUGACCCGGUCCGGGGCUCAUCAGGACACCAGGAUGGGACAGGGAGCAGAGACUGGACUUAACGAUGGCAUCUCGGACCCAUAGAGAGCGCUGCCGGUCCCCGGGCGGAGGAGCCGGGGAGAGCCGCCGGUCCCCGGGCGGAGGAGCCGGGGAGAGCCGCCGGUCCCCGGGCGGAGGAGCCGGGGAGAGCCGCCGGUCCCCGGGCGGAGGAGCCGGGGAGAGCCGCCGGUCCCCGGGCGGAGGAGCCGGGGAGAGCCGCCGGUCCCCGGGCGGAGGAGCCGGGGAGAGCCGCCGGUCCCCGGGCGGAGGAGCCGGGGAGAGCCGCCGGUCCCCGGGCGGAGGAGCCGGGGAGAGCCGCCGGUCCCCGGGCGGAGGAGCCGGGGAGAGCCGCCGGUCCCCGGGCGGAGGAGCCGGGGGCGCUGCCGGUCGCCGGGCGGAGGUGCUGGUUGGGGUUGGAUGUGGGGAGUGGACGGACCAGUCCAGCUUCACAUCUGGUUCACACCAGCUGGGCUGAGACUGGAGCCACAUCUGCAGCAAAUGCGUGAGCAGCUGCUGACCACUCUGGCCGGACCCCCGCCCCCGCCAGCUGAUGCAACAGCCGCAUUUAUCACUUUAUCAGAUUCUUGGACUGACUCGUCAGUAAAGAUGGAACUGGUGUCUCUGU